This is a messenger RNA of Danio aesculapii, 1570 nucleotides long. It is a transcript of the gene ttc29, whose product is annotated as tetratricopeptide repeat domain 29. Gene Ontology annotation, molecular function: protein binding. Lineage: Eukaryota; Metazoa; Chordata; Actinopteri; Cypriniformes; Danionidae. The record is from RefSeq and is a predicted model, not a curated record. The coding region runs from base 40 to 1332 and encodes 430 amino acids. The transcript is spliced from 10 exons.
AACAUUUUGUUAACGCUGACAAAUCUGGCAACCCGCAGCAUGUCUUCGAAAACUCCUCUGUUUCCAGACAUCCACAGUCCACAGAAAAGCGACAGCAGAACACCGACAUCCAAGUCUUUCCCUCGGUGUAUAAAGAAGAAUUCCGUCUGCCCUGUUGGAGAAAAACCACAGAAAAUCACUGAGACGGAAAUAGCACAAAUAAGGAAGCCUUUGCGUCAGAAUAUUUGCGUGGCGAUGCUUCGAGACGGCUUUCCCCACUCAUUUGCGGAGUUGUUUGCACUUCUGCAGCGCUGGGAUGAAGCGGACGACGAUCCGCUCACACUACAGACUCUACAGCUUCACCUCACCCGGGCUGAGGCGGCAGAGAGAGCUGGACAAUAUGGCGAGGCGUAUGAGAACCACUUGUUUCUGGCCAGGUUUUUCACUGAGGACAAAUGGAUGAAGCAUCAUUUCUUUCAGCUGGCACUCCGUUCAGCUCGCGAGGUCAUAAUGGACUCUGGCAAAAGAGAAGCUGAGGCCAGCUCACUUGUGGGACAAGUUUAUUUAGAGAAAGGUGAUCUUGAGCUUGCACACGAGCAUUUGGAGGUGUUUUAUCAGCUGACCACGGGCCGAUCUUGGCAGGACAGCAGUGGCCGGAUGCAGCACUCUCGCUCAUGUGAAGAGCUCCAGACGCUCUACACACUGAUGGCACAGAGAUCUCUGCAGGAUCAACAAUAUGAGCACGCCAUUAAGAUGUUCAGAAAGGCCUACGCUAUUGCUAAAGAGUCGGGAGAUCGAGCGCUGGAGGGAGAGGCCGCCUACAGACUGGGUCUAGCCUAUCAGAGCACAGGAGACCAGAAGAUUGCUAAAAAGUUUUUCAGCUCCUAUAUGGAGAUCUCCUUAACACUUGAAAACGCAGACAGUCUGGGAAGAGCACAUGAAGCCAUGGCCAAAUGUCUGGAGAGUGAAGGCAAAAUAACAGAGGCAAUUGAAUUAUUGGAGAGGUUUGCUGAGACUUGUCUAAACAGCAAACAGGACAAAAACCUGGAGAUAGCCUAUAUGAGCCUCGGAAACAUCCUCAGAUCUCAAAAGCGGUACGACGCAGCUUGUGUGUAUUAUGAGCGUGCGUACGAGCUUGCGUGUCUUGAGGGUUGUCCGAGGAGAGUGCAGAAAGCUCAGGUGUGUCUGGGCAGUGUUCGUGCGCUCAGCGGAUUACACGCAUAUAGCAGACUCAUACAAGACCAGAACUUGCACGCACUCAUCGCCUGGAAGGACAGGCGAGAGGACAGCUUCAGUCCGACAGCAGCAAGUAAGCCAGAUUCAACAGUUCAGUCCAACACUGUAGUUCCAUAAAUCGCACUCUGUACUUGAAAUGAAGAGUGGACUGAUGAAAUCUGAUGGCUAAAUAAAGGAUUGGGUUUGGUUUAAAGGGUUCAAAUUUUGUCCAUUUAACAAGAUGCAAAAUAAGUCUAUGUCCACGACUUUUCAUUCCACUUUAUGUCUACACAUAUAGCGGAAUUACAGUACAGCUCAACUUAAACUUAAAUUAUAUUGUCAACAAUAUCAUAAUCGCAAUAUAUACCAAAAAAUA